This is a messenger RNA of Euleptes europaea (tarantolino), 1293 nucleotides long. Its product is annotated as zinc finger protein RFP-like. Gene Ontology annotation, molecular function: zinc ion binding; protein binding. Bases 1 to 1293 code for a protein of 430 amino acids. The record is from RefSeq and is a predicted model, not a curated record. The transcript has 7 exons. NCBI's taxonomy places the organism in Eukaryota, Metazoa, Chordata, Lepidosauria, Squamata, Sphaerodactylidae.
AUGGCUGCUGGGGGUCCAGUGAAAGAGCUGUGCGAGGAAGCCACUUGCUCCAUCUGCCUGGACUAUUUCAGCGAUCCGGUGACCAUCGCCCAGUGCGGCCACAGUUUCUGCCGGGACUGCCUGACCCAGAGCUGGGGGGAGUCCGGGGUAAUCACAGAAGCUGGAAAGGUGAGAGUUUGUGAGAAACACCAGAAGCCCUUGAAGCUCUUCUGUGAAGAUGAUGAUGCCCCCAUCUGUGUGGUCUGUGAUGGAUCCAAGGAACACAGAUUCCACAAGGUGAUUCCUCUAGAGGAGGCUGCCCAGAAGUAUAAGGGUAACAUCUGCAGCUUCCUGGAGAAUUUGAAGAAGAAGAGAGCAAAAAUUCUCGCAUUUAAAUCAGAUGUAGUAAAGGAAAGCCAAAACCUGCUGAAGCAAACAAAGUCAGACAAGCAAAAGACAGUGGCUGAGUUCAGACAACUACACCAGUAUUUGGAAAUGCAAGAGCGACAUCUGCUGUCACAGACGGAGGAGCUGGAAAAAGAGAUUGUGAGGGAAAGUGAUGAGGGCCUGGCCAGACUCUCCAGGGAACUCUCCUCUCUUGAAAGCCUCAUCCAGGAAAUGAAGGACAUGAUUAAGAAGUCUCCUAGUGAACUCCUGCAGGAUGUCAGAAGCACUUUGCAGAGGUUUGAGGGGAAGGAGAAAUUUGAGACUCCAGUGGCUUUUCCACCUGUGCUGAAGUGGAAGAUCUGGGACUUAUGGGAUAUCAGUUCCUUCCUGAAGGGUGUCAUGAAGCAAUUCAAAGCAAUGGUGACUCUUGAUCCAGAUACAGCCCAUCCCUUUCUCAUCCUGUCCGAGGAUCGGAAAAGCAUCAGAGAGGCAAAGGAAUGUCAAAAUGUGCCCAGUAAUCCUGAGAGAUUCGCCAUCUUGGUUUCUGUGCUGGGAUGUGAGGAAUUUACUACAGGCAGAUAUUUCUGGGAAAUCACUGUGGGCCAGGAAGAUGAAUGGGCUGUGGGGGUUGCCAGAAAGUCUGUGAGGAGAAUGGAAGGGGGCAUCUUUAAUCCUGAAGGAGGGAUCUGGGCUGUGGGGAAAUUGGGUGGUGGUUAUGUGGCUCACAGUCACCCUCAGAGGUGUCUUGGUGUGAAGGAGAAGCUCAAAAGUAUCCGAGUGGCUCUGAACUGUGCUGGGGGGCAAGUGGCCUUUUUCGACAAUGACACAGCAGCCCUUCUGGACGCAUUCUCAGGAGCCUCCUUCUCUGGAGAGACCCUCUUGCCCUUCUUUCGAGUUCGUGAAAAGGGCUACCUCCGACUCCCUUAA